Messenger RNA from Cooperia oncophora, 966 nucleotides. Lineage: Eukaryota; Metazoa; Nematoda; Chromadorea; Rhabditida; Trichostrongylidae. The record is from the annotation of a GenBank genome assembly.
AUGUGGUGGUUAUUUGUGCACGCAGCAAUCUGCGUCAGCUACCUCGCAUCUGCUCUAUCGGCAUGGUACCCGAAAAAACUGCCAGCUUUACGUAAUGCAUCUGCUUUUGGGCACUUAUUGUUCGGAGUCUUCCUAUUCAUUGCACCGGGCUAUUUCCUCGGAAUCACGGUGCAAGGCCACUUCAACACUCUGCAUUCGUUCUUGCAGGCUUACUCUGCACCAUUUCAUUUAGCUCUCGCUUAUUUCCUGUUGUCGCCGGCCGGAUUCCCUUAUGAAAAACCCUUUGUCUUACAGCAAGCAUUCUGUGCUCUACUAUCAUUGCUAACAAGGCUUCUAACUGCUUGGCAUCUCACUGAGAAAUCCACUCGUGGACUACUUAUAUCGGACCAUUUCAUUUUGUGUGCUUUCCUCACUGACGGGGCGUGGCUCAUCUGCGAAAGCGUAAAACUUUUCACAUACGAGAAAACUAACCAGGAUGAAAUCGACCAAAUGUGCAAAAGGACAACGCUUUGGUUGGAGGGCAAGGGCUCAUUCUACUUGGAAAAUGCGUUCUACGUUGAUACCGCCAUCAGUCUUCUCAUGGCGUUCACCCAUUUCGCUUUUCCUCAGCACAUUCUGAAAAUAGUGAUAACCUCCGAAUACCUUCUGGACUCGCAUCACAUUAUGUGGUGCCGUAUGUUUGGCUGCCUUAGCCUGCUCCCAGCCUUGUGUUCACUGUCGGCUCGUUAUCUCCCACCUCACGUCCAAACACACUACCUCGCCAGUCGCCUACUUGCCCAGGUUAUGGUGUUCCUUUUGAAUGUUUUCGGCCAUUGGUAUCUUGGAAUCUUCUCACCCAAUCACAUCUCAGGAUUCAUGAUCUCAGGAUUUUAUAUGUCAUUCCUGUUCUCAGCCUUCUACCGCGCAUCUUCCCACUAUAAGAACCUUCCACAAAUCACUAUCCGCCAAAAGACGAAAGCCAUGUAG